Messenger RNA from Elephantulus edwardii (Cape elephant shrew), 1287 nucleotides. It is a transcript of the gene CCDC69, whose product is annotated as coiled-coil domain containing 69. The record is from RefSeq and is a predicted model, not a curated record. The transcript is spliced from 13 exons. Lineage: Eukaryota; Metazoa; Chordata; Mammalia; Macroscelidea; Macroscelididae. Gene Ontology annotation, cellular component: nucleus; cytoplasm. Gene Ontology annotation, molecular function: microtubule binding.
AUGCAAAGCUAUGCAUUGCUAUGCAAAGCGGAACCCAGCCGCUCGCAGGGGCGCCCCGCCCGCGCCGGCCGAGAUUUCCGGGCUGGUGGAGAACCGAUUUCGCCCGCCUCCUCCUCCCUGCACGUCCUCGCCGGCCCCUCCCACGUGCUGUAUCAAGCCCCUCCUUAUGGGGGCGUGGACAAUGUUGAGGGCCUGGAAAAGCACCUGCUGCCCGUGCCCAGGCCUGAGGUGCCUAUCACUUACAAAGAUUCUGGUCACCUGCUUGAGUCCGGGUCUGCCGGCAGCCCCGGCCGGCGGGCGCGCACCAGGCGGCGGGGCCCGGAGGGCAGGGUCCGCUGGGGGCCCCGGAGUUGAGAGGCGGCGCCCGGGAGCCCCCGGAGGAGGAUGGGCAGUGGACACAGCAAACUGAGCUGCUGCAAACCCCCCAAAAAGAGGAGACUCAGGCCGGAUGCCCCACCCCAGCCUCAGCCUCUGCUUUUGGGAAGGGAAAUUCUGUUGCCCCUCAAUGAGGACGCAGCCACAACUGCUCACCUGUGUGCAUGUGAGGAGGCUGAGCAGCAGCGAAAGGACAUAACCAGAAUCCUCCAGCAACAUGAAGAAGAGAAGCAGCAAUGGGCGCAACAGGUGGAGAAGCAAAGGGAGGUGGAACUUCAAGAAACACUGGCCAAACAGCGAGUAGUCCUGGAGAGAGAGCAUGAAGAGGCCCUGCAAGCACUCCGCUCCUCACAUGAGCAAGAGAAAGAAGCCCUUAACCACUCCUUCCAGGAGGCCAAGGCAGCCCUGCAGGAGACCAUAGAGGGGCUGACUUCACAGCUGCAGGCCUUCCAAGCCAAGAUGAAGAGGGUGGAGGAGUCUAUCCUGAGCCGAAACUACAAGAAGCACAUCCAGGAUUACGGGAGCCCCAGCCCAUUCUGGGAGCAGGAGCUGGAGAGUUUACACUUUGUCAUCGAGAUGAAGAAUGAACGUAUUCAUGAGCUGGACAAGCGGCUGAUCCACAUGGAGACAGUGAGAGAAAAGAACCUGAUGUUGGAGGAGAAGAUGACCACCCUACAGCAGGAGAAUGAGGACCUCCACGUCCGAGGCCGGAACCUGGUGGUCACGUCCAGGCAGCUCUCUGAGGACCUGCUGCUUGCCCGUGAGGCCCUGGAGAAGGAGCUGCAGUUACGGCAACAGCUUCAGCAGGAGAAGGAGGAGCUACUGUAUCGGGUCCUUGGGGCUGAUGCCUCCCCAGCCUUUCCACUGGCUUCUGUCACUCCCACAGAGGUCUCCUUCCUUGCGGCCACAUAG